AAUUACAAUACAAAACAUGGCGUUUAAAGGUCAUACGCACACUUUUGUGAAACCAUUACGGGAUAAAGAAGUACUUGAAGGACACGAUGUUCAAUUUGAAUGUGAAGUUGCUAACAGUAAACUUGAAGGAAAAUGGUAUAAGGAUGGUAAUGAAUUCGAACUUCAUAAAUAUCCAGAUAUGAAUAUACAAAACUUUGGCAGAAAACGUAGGCUUCACAUUUAUGCUACAAGUCUACAGGACACGGGAGAAUAUAGUUGUGAAGUAAAUAACAGAAAAACCAAAGCGUUUUUGGAUGUGAAAGCGUUUUUUACUAAAACUCUCAGGAAUAAAAACUGUUUUGAAGGAGACACUGUAACUUUUGUAUGUGAGGUUACAGAAAGUGAUACAGUAGCACAAUGGAAAAAAGACGGUAUUAAUGUUCAAAACAACAGAUAUAAUAUAAAACAGACGGGAAAAACUCAUCAAUUGACAAUAUUGGAUGCUAAUCGCUGCGAUAAUGGUUGUUUUACUGUUGAAGUAAACGGUAGAAUAAGAGAAGCUUCACUAAAUGUUGAAGCAUGUUUUAUUAAAGAUUUGAAUAGCAUUUCCUGUACAGAAGGAGAGAAUGUCAUUUUUUUAUGUGAACUUCAUACCACAAAGGAACCUAUAGUGUGGUUUCAUGAUAGUAUGGAGAUCUCGAUAUCCGACAAGUACGAUGUGCGAUCUCAGAAAAGAAAAACCGUGCUGGAAAUAAAAAAUGUUAAUACUGAAGAUAGUGGAGAAAUUACCGUAAGAGUGAAAAAUUGCACUAGGAGGUGUUCUCUGAAUGUUCGUAAAUGCUUUCUGAGAAAAUUGGAAAGUAAAACUGUGAGAGAAGGAUAUAGCGCGCGAUUUCAUUGUGAGGUCAGUUGUCUAGAAGAUGUGGGAAUAUGGUACAAAGACGAUGAGAAAGUUAACAGUUCUAACAAGUUUGAAAUUAUUAAGUCAGGAAAGAUCAACAUUCUGGUUGUAAGUCACACAUCUCUAGAUGACAAUGGAGAGUAUUCUUUCAAUGUUCAUGAUAUAGCGACAAAAGCAUCGCUUUAUGUUGAAGGAUACUUUACGAAAAAUCCCAGGAAUAUCACUUGUGAGGAGGGAGAAAGUGUCAAUCUCACAUGUGAAACAAUAGAGAUUAGCAGUCCAGCUAAAUGGUACAAAGACGGUAUGAAUAUAGAUGUAAAUAGCGGAACAUUCUCCAAACAACAGAACAAAAACCAAUACCAGUUGACAAUACGAUCUGCUAAUAAGACGGACAGUGGAUGGUACUCAGUAAAUGUGAAUGAUAGAAUACGCAAGGCACGUGUAACCGUGAAUGAUAGAAUACGCAAGGCACGUGUAACCGUGAAAGAUUUCUUUACUAAACUUCUCAAAGAUAUUAAUUGUAACGAAGGUGAUAAUAUCAAGUUUAGCUGUAAAUCCAUAGAAUCGACUUCACCAGCAAAAUGGAGCAAAAAUAAAGAAGUAAUAAGUAAUAGUAGAUGCAUUUUAGAACACAUCAAUCAUACCCAUAGGCUUACAAUUAAGAAUGUAGAACCGAGCGACAGUGGACAUUACUGCAUUAUUGUGAAUGGGAGAACGAGUAACGCCAUUUUAAACGUGAAAGAUUAUUUUAAAGUGAGACUCAAUGAUAUUACAUGCAAAAAGGGAGACACAGUUCGAUUCGAAUGUGAAGCACUGGAAAACGGUAUGGUAGUGAAGUGGUAUAAGGAUAAUAAAAAAAUAAAUACUGAUAAAAAUGAUAAUUGUAUAGUAGAAGAAAAGGGACAAGUUCAUCAAUUGACUAUCAACAAUGUUGAUACAAUGGAUUAUGGACAAUACACCAUAAGUGUAAAUGGCAGGACCAGGACAGCAUUUCUAAAGGUUGAAGAUUAUUCAACAAUGAUAUUCAACUAUAUUACUUGUAAAGAAGGAGAAACAGCUCGAUUGAAAUGUAAGGCAACGGAAAAUGGUAUAGAAGUGAAGUGGUAUAAAGAUACCGAAGAAAUAAGUUUUGAUAGGUAUAUAGUAGAACAACAGGAACAAAGUUAUCAACUGACUAGAAGCAAUAUUGAUACAAUGGAUCAUGGACAUAACAUCAUAAUAGUAAAUGGCAGAAAAACCAGGACAGCACUUUUAAUGGUUAAAGGUUAUUCUGAACAUGAGGAACCAUUUUUUUAUAGUGGAGUAGAUGUCAAAUUUAAGGCGCAAAGUACAAAGAAAUUUGAUUUUAACUAACAUGUUUCUACACUCAAAUCUUUUACACUUACAAACAUUACAGGCGGUUCAUUUCAAGAAAGAGACACAUGUAUUCUCUUCAGCUGGAAACUACAUCGGUCUGCUCCUCCUGACGUGAUGAAACAAAUUAUAAUAGAGGAUAAAACCGUUCACCAGAAUCUUGAUAUACUAUUGUUUUCGGAAAACGAGGGUCAAUUCAGCUUAGAAGUUCUAUCAGAUGUCACCGAAUAUACGGCUUUUAAGAUAGCUACAAGUUUCCAAAAUUUUAGAAAUGAUUCUCAAGUAGGAAACCUUGAAGAUGUCCUGGAAUUUCUCAAAUCAGGAGAAAUUAAAACCGAUUUCAUUAAACCUAGUAAUACACAAAUCAAAAUGAAUUCCAAAGACAAAAACGAUAGUCAAACUGCUGAAUGCCCAAGGACAAAAUCAACGGUUAGUAUUAAUGAACCGUAUCGUUUAGGAAAACACAAGGAAUAUCAUAGAAAGUUACCAGACAAAAUAAUUGAAUGUGAGAACCAAGAAAAGUUCAGUAAAAAAAGAUGGGAAGAGUACAAUUGUGAUAAACAUAGUUUUCAACGAAAAGGUUGGGUUAAAAUGAAAAAUAGUAAAGUGAAACAAGUGAAUCGUCCUCCAAGAUGGAAAAUAAAUUUACGAACUCAGGAAUAUGAACUAGAAAAUUUAGUUGGUGAAUAUUGUGGGAUGGAUAUACCUUCUUUUAAAAGACCAAGCGUUCCAUGGCAGAGCGUGAACCCACAAUUGCCGAUAUCGUUCAAACUUCGAUUUUUAGACGAGGAGCAUUACCACACGAUGCGUGACCACCGUACAUCAUGUGACUUUAACACUUUACAACAGGAUGGUCACCCUACCAAACAAUGUGAUAGUUGUGAAAGUGAUUGUAGUUGUGCUAAAAAUAAUCAUGGAAAUCAUUGAACAUAAAUUCUACAGAUACAAAUGUCUGUAAUUGUGAUCAAAGCAAUCAAUGAUUCGGAACAGAAUACUUUGUUAUGAUAUUUUGGAUGUACACUGUGACUUGACAAUGGCUACAGUCCGUUUGAGUUCCAGAAAUCUGUGGGUCCAUUUUGCAAGUUGGUCCAAAUCGGGAUUCAAAAAUAAAUUUAUAAAAAUCAGAUUUAUUUGAUAUUGUUGGUUAUUUUGCAAUGUAUAUUCAUCUAUGAAGUAAACAACACACUAAUUCUUAAA
Mytilus californianus (California mussel) is the source of this 3430-nucleotide messenger RNA. RefSeq names its product titin-like. NCBI's taxonomy places the organism in Eukaryota, Metazoa, Mollusca, Bivalvia, Mytilida, Mytilidae. The transcript is spliced from 11 exons. Bases 17 to 2233 code for a protein of 738 amino acids. The record is from RefSeq and is a predicted model, not a curated record.